Messenger RNA from Adineta steineri, 909 nucleotides. NCBI's taxonomy places the organism in Eukaryota, Metazoa, Rotifera, Eurotatoria, Adinetida, Adinetidae. The record is from the annotation of a GenBank genome assembly.
AUGGCUUCGCGCUGGAUAAAUCAUUUAAUAUUCAUUUUUGUAAUCUUAUUUGUGGUGUCAUUUACAGAAUCACGUCGAUGUCCGAUGAAUUGUACUUUUCAAGGAUUGUAUCUACACUCAUCGAUUUCUUCAGAUUAUUGUCCAUCAUUAAAUCAAUCUAAUAAUAAUAUUAAUCAAGCUUGUGCAGUCAAACUAAGCAUUGAUUUUACAACAGGUCUUGUUAAUGGAUCAUUUUAUGUGGAAAAUCAGUCAUUAUCCUCUUCAGAUAAACUUAAUAUACUUUCAAUUUUUUCUUUGAAUAAUACUUCGACAACAGUUGAAAUAACUUAUGUAUGUUCUGUAUCUGAUUAUUGCAAUUUUGAUUUUAUUCGUGAGACAUUAUCGUCAGCAUUGACAGCAGUAAAAAUAGAACCUCUUCGACAAGAGCUUGCUACUCGUCUUUAUAAUCCAAACAAUAUCGGUCCCAUUCGAUGUUCAAAUAAUACAUUAUGCGCAGAAAAUACUUUACUAUGCAGUGGCGUAUAUAUACGUACAAACAAAAUAUCUGGUGACCGAUAUGAUAAAUCCGGUGCAUGUGCUAGUUCAAAUAGCAAUCCACAAGUUUACUUGAUUCAAAGUUAUGCUCCAUAUCAAUCAGGGAUCUCGAGUGAUAUUGGCGUCUUUUAUUGUAAUACUCCGAAUUGUUCUUCGAAUACUACAAUAAUCGAAACUUUUCAAUGGCUAACUCAAAAAUAUAUUUUACCUUUGAAUUUCUCAGUAGUAAACAUAACAACCACAAUGUCACCGACAACAUCAUCUACAACACCAUCAAAUCAUACAACACCUCUAUGUGGACAUUUCCACUAUUUCAUUCCAUAUAUUAUAAUUAUUCUUAUUUUACAACAAAAUCUUUUUCAAAUUUUUCUCUAA